UCAUUUCACUUUUGCUAUAUAAAUUCCCUCAUUAUUCUCCCAAGCAACAAAAUUUUAUUUACAAUUCCCAACAUUCCAAUCUUUCAACUUUCAACUUUCAACAUUCUCCCUCACACCCACAUGUCUAUCUCCAAUUCAAGGAGGUUUCUCCUUCCCUCCCCCACCGCCGCCGCCAGUCCGCCGGAGCUAGCGCAGCCCCGUCCUGGCUUCGGUAGCUUCGACAUGAACGUAGUAAUGGUUCUUUCAGUUUUACUCUGCGCUUUAAUUUGCUCUCUGGGUCUCAACGCCAUCCUAAAAUGCGCGUUGAGGUGCUCCACUUUGCUAGCCACGGUGUCAGGUGGGCGUGGUGGUGGGGCCUUAGUGGUACAUCCGAAAGGUGUUCGACGAAACGUCUUAAAGAAAUUCCCAACAGUUGAGUACUCGAAAGAAGGGAAUAAAUUGAGAGGAAUUGAUGGGGAGUGCGUGAUUUGUUUGUUGGAGUUUGAAGCAGGGGAUCGGGUUCGUGUAUUGCCCAAGUGUUAUCAUGGAUUCCAUGUUCAUUGCAUCGAUAAAUGGUUGAGUUCUCAUACUUCUUGCCCCAAGUGCCGCAAUUGCCUUACUGACACUUGCCAUAAGAUCGCCGCCGGCUGCGGGCAGGAGACGCCCGUGACAACGGCUGCAACGGCAGCAGAGAGUUCAUCCUCUGUUGAACCACCGCGGGCGGAGGAGGUGGAGGUGAAUGUUGUUAUUGCUCCGGUGGAAAGGGAAGGUAUGAUAAAUAACUAUAGGGAAAGUAUGAGUAGAUGAGAUUGAAGUGGGAAGUGGGGUUUAGCUGAGGAACUGUGGGGUUGGGUUGUUUUUUGUGAUUGAUGGAGCAUUUUGGCUGCUUUUGCUUUUGCUUACAAGUAACCAACUUUUUUUAAAAAACAUUAAUUAGGAUUACAAGGAAAGGUCUAGUUAAGCUAAGAUUAAUUAGUGUACCUAUUCAAAUGUAAAUAUCUUCUCUUUUUCAGUCUCUUUUUCCCUUCCUUCCAAUUAAAUGAAAAGGUUUUGGUUUAUUAUAAUUA
This is a messenger RNA of Cucumis melo (muskmelon), 1046 nucleotides long. RefSeq names its product RING-H2 finger protein ATL78. Gene Ontology annotation, molecular function: transferase activity. Lineage: Eukaryota; Viridiplantae; Streptophyta; Magnoliopsida; Cucurbitales; Cucurbitaceae. The coding region runs from base 121 to 786 and encodes 221 amino acids. The transcript has a single exon. The record is from RefSeq and is a predicted model, not a curated record. Gene Ontology annotation, biological process: protein ubiquitination.